Molecule: messenger RNA, 1233 nt
Organism: Penicillium arizonense
Lineage: Eukaryota; Fungi; Ascomycota; Eurotiomycetes; Eurotiales; Aspergillaceae
Product: cyclic nucleotide-binding domain-containing protein
Exons: 1
Coding region: 1-1233 (410 amino acids)
Cellular component (GO): nucleus
Source: RefSeq, a predicted model, not a curated record
AUGGCACAGAACACCUCGGGGUCAGCCCCAUCAGUGAACACCAACUCACGCGAGAAGUCCCCAAUUCCUAAAAUCAGCGAGGAUGAAGAGUUCGAAGUGACGUCACCCACCGACAUGACUUUCCGACAGGCCAACAACGCGGGUGCCACGUCUGUGGGCACCGCCUUGUUCGGAGGCAGCGCAGCCGCGGAAGGAGGGACACAAUUUGGAGGACCACUGUUCAGCAGAAGCCCCUUCCAGGGCGACGAAGACGACGACGAGCAAGAAGGCGAGCUAGCGCCUCUCCCGGGACAGACCGCACAGCAAGGAUUCCCCAAUAACUACGCGCUGGGUCGCCGGACCUCUGUGUCGGCAGAAUCUCUAAAUCCUACCGAAGCGGGUUCGGACAGCUGGACACCUCCCCGCCACCCAAAGACGGAGGAGCAGGUCUCCCGGCUCAAGGCCGCUGUCAGCAGUAACUUCCUCUUCUCCCACCUCGACGACGAUCAAUUCACGACAGUCCUGGAUGCGCUGGUCGAGAAGCCCAUCCCGGCCAAGGAUAUCAAAGUCAUCUCCCAAGGCGACGCUGGAGAUUACUUCUACAUCGUCGAGAAAGGUAACUUUGACAUCUACAUCCACCCCUCCGGCGCAGUGCAGCCGGGCCCCGAUGGCUUGGGUAACAAGGUGGCGUCGACUGGACCCGGAGGCUCCUUCGGUGAGCUAGCUUUGAUGUACAACGCCCCUCGUGCCGCGACAGUCAUCUCCACCGACCCAAAGAGUACUCUGUGGGCCCUGGACCGCAUUACCUUCCGCCGAAUUCUUAUGGACUCGGCAUUCCAGCGACGUCGCAUGUACGAGGCUUUCCUAGAGGAAGUCCCGCUGCUCUCCUCUCUUAAGCCCUACGAGCGCUCAAAGAUCGCCGAUGCCCUAGAUACAAUUAAGUACCCGGCAAACUCGACCAUCAUCCACGAAGGCGACCCCGGUGACGCAUUCUACCUACUGGAGUCGGGUGAGGCCGAAGCUACCAAGAACGGUGUCUCGGGACCAGUCAAGAAAUACAGCCGCGGUGACUACUUCGGCGAACUUGCGCUGUUGGAUGACAAGCCCCGUGCGGCGAGCAUCACCACCAAGACGGAAGUCAAGGUUGCGCGAUUGGGCCGUGAUGGAUUCAAGAGGCUUCUCGGACCUGUGGAGGAGAUUAUGAGACGGGCCGAGUAUGAAUUGGAUGCUGCCAAGUCUCCUGUUUCCAAAUGA